GAGCGACCCCUCUCGGCCGGCUGGCCAGCCGCCUGCUUUUCCCAGAGAGGAAGCUCUCGCACCGCUUCUCGGGAGCAGCCAUGACUAAGCAAAAGGCGGGCCCCGCUCACCCGUUGUUAGCUCAGGUGGCAGCUGGCGGUGAUCGACGAGAUGCCUGAGUCCGCCAUCAAAUCGGCUUCCAAUAAAUACCAAGUCUUUUUCUUUGGGACUCAUGAAACGGCAUUCCUGGGCCCGAAGGACCUCUUCCCCUACGAGGAGUGCAAGGCCAAGUUCGGGAAGGCCAACAAGCGGAAAGGCUUCAGCGAAGGCCUCUGGGAGAUCGAGAACAACCCGACCGUCAAAGCCUCGGGAUACCAGCCCACCCAGAAAAAGGGAUCCCCAGGAGGAGACACCAAAGCCGAGCGAGAGGCGGCGAGUAAGAAGAAAGGCAGCCCCGAGGGCGGCAGCAGCGACGACGACGACGAGGGCAACCUGGUGAUCGACGAGCAGUCCAAGGAGAAGAACAGCGAGAAGGCCGGGAGCAAGAGGAAAGCAGAGGCUGCCCUGGAGGACUCCUCUCCCAAGCGCAUCAAGGAAUCCUCAGAGCCACAGGAGGAUGCUGGGGAGAAGCUGGGGGGCGAAGAUGCCCCCAAAGAGGUGGGGGAGAAGCAGAAAGUCAGCCUCCCUGAGGGAGGGGAGAAGGAGAAGCACAGCGCCAGCGGUGACGCUUCCGACGUGGCAGGCGGAGAGGACGAGGAGGAGAAGGAGAAGGUCACCACCGAGGAGGAAGAGGAGGAGGAGGAGGAGGAGGAGGAGGACGAGGAAGAGAGCCGAGACCACAAGGAGAGCCUGUAACUGGCCGGCCCAUCGGACCCCCUCCUGACCUGUCGGUUUCCCGGGUGCUAAGAACCAAACGGCGUCGUCGUCUUCGGGUUGCCAUCUCUGCCCCUUGGCGUGAAGGAGAGGGAAGGGAGUGGAGAGCCACGUUUCGACAGAAGCAAAAAGGAAAUUGUCCCGCCUGGCCAACCCGGCGCAUCUCUCCCGGCCAGCCGUUUUGCCAGUUCUUACGCUUUGAGUUAGCCAUUUCUAGGGGUUGGGAAUGCUUGCCAGCCACUUUGAAAUAAAAGCAGUUGAAUGCCUUUUUAAAAAAAUA
This is a messenger RNA of Pogona vitticeps (central bearded dragon), 1132 nucleotides long. It is a transcript of the gene HDGF, whose product is annotated as heparin binding growth factor. The record is from RefSeq and is a predicted model, not a curated record. NCBI's taxonomy places the organism in Eukaryota, Metazoa, Chordata, Lepidosauria, Squamata, Agamidae.